AUGGGCAAGGAGCCGGGUGAAACGUCAACGUCACAUAUCGAGCGCACGGCGGCUCAACCCCGGGAUUCUACAUUGCACAGCGUCACACUUGUCAGAGUCAAUGCCGUAAACGAAAACAUCCGUCUCUUUCGGCUUGGGGUAAAAGAGGGGUCGAGGAUUGAGUUCCUCCCAGGCCAAUGGCUCGACACCUACGUCCCCGGCGUGCCCAAGGCAGGCGGCUUCACCCUCACCAGCCCGCCGUCCAAGGCCGUCCGGCCGAGAUCUGCGUACCUCGAGCUUGCGGUACAAAAGUCGCCGACGAAUCCGGCCGCCGCUUGGCUCUGGGGCCAACCCGUCGACGACGACGAGAAUGAGAACGAGGGCCCCUCCCGAGGAGAGAGGAAACCAGAGAUCCAGGUCCGCAUCGGCGGGUCUUUUGUCUGGCCGGCCCCCGGGAUCACCGACUUGGCCUCCCUGCGGCGAAUCGCCUUCAUCGCGGGCGGCGUCGGCGUAAAUCCACUGAUGAGCAUCGUGAGCCACCUGGCUGAAGGGGUUGAAGGGGAGAGCAGCUGCCCGUACGACGUGCAGUUCAUGUACUCGACAAAGGCGCCGUCAAGCCUCCUCGAUUCCGAAGAGAUCCUCUUCAUGGAGCGGCUGGCUGCUAUUUUCGGCCGGGAAAAGGUCCGCGGUCAGAUGAGGUUGUUCCUAACCGGCCUCGGUCCCGGCACCGCGUCCGAUGAGUCAGUUCUACAUUGUAACGAGAUGGACGUCCCGUUCAAAAGGCGCCGUAUGGGCCUGGAGGACGUGGCGGAAGCCCUGGGGCCCGAAGCGGAACGCGGUGAUGUGCUCGUGUAUGUCUGCGGGAUCCCGUCCAUGACUGAUGAGUUGGUCGAGAGUCUCACGUCGAAGAGCGGAUUAAAUCUAAGGCCUGAGCGGGUUCUGUGCGAGAAGUGGUGGUGA
This is a messenger RNA of Colletotrichum acutatum, 939 nucleotides long. RefSeq names its product NADH-cytochrome b-5 reductase. Gene Ontology annotation, molecular function: oxidoreductase activity. NCBI's taxonomy places the organism in Eukaryota, Fungi, Ascomycota, Sordariomycetes, Glomerellales, Glomerellaceae. Gene Ontology annotation, cellular component: mitochondrion. The coding region runs from base 1 to 939 and encodes 312 amino acids. The record is from RefSeq and is a predicted model, not a curated record. The transcript has 4 exons.